This is a messenger RNA of Penicillium verhagenii, 1689 nucleotides long. RefSeq lists its product as uncharacterized. The transcript has a single exon. NCBI's taxonomy places the organism in Eukaryota, Fungi, Ascomycota, Eurotiomycetes, Eurotiales, Aspergillaceae. The record is from RefSeq and is a predicted model, not a curated record. The coding region runs from base 1 to 1689 and encodes 562 amino acids.
AUGCGCUACUCUUUGAUCAAUGGGUUUCUGCUUUUGGCAGUUUCGCCAAUGACCUCCUUGGCCUUGCCAGUGGACCCCAAUGACCAAUCUGGAGUCUGGGACCCCAGUGGACAGUACCGCAAGGGCCAUUACGAGAACGGCCAGUUUGUUCCUAACGCCGGCUCAAACUACAACAAUGGCCAAUACAACAACGGUCAAUACAAUAACGGUCAGUACAACAACGGCCAGUACAACAAUGGUCAGAACACGAAUGGCCAGUACAACAAUGGCCAAUACAACAACGGCCAGUAUAACAACGGCCAAGACGACAAUGAUGAGUACACCAAUGGCGAGAACAACCGCUACCAGCGCCGUGGCAGAAUUGGUCGCCCAUUCGGCAACGAUCGCAACCGUGUUGGUGUUCCUGAUGUCGGUGUCCCCGGCGUCGGUCUUCCCGGUAUUGGCCUGAAGGCUCGCAACUGGCCUUCUGAUAACACCAACAACAACCAGAAUGGUUGGACCGAUGCGAACGGCCAAUGGCACUCCACCACCAACUCCAACAACCAGAACGGCUGGACUGAUGCGAACGGCCAGUGGCACUCGAACAACAACCAAGAUGGCUGGACUGAUGCCAAUGGUCAAUGGCACUCUGACAACAACCAGAAUGGUUGGACUGAUGCGAAUGGCCAGUGGCACGCAAAUGCCAAGCGUGGUCUCCCUGCUGUUGGUGCAGCUGGUCUUCCCAGCGCUGGUGUCCCUGGUGUCCGAGGCACUCCCUCUAUCCCCGGUAUCCCCGCGAGCGGUGCUGGAGUGGGCGCCCUUGGUGCCGAAACUGGAGCUACCAACCAUGGCGCUGUGAACGGCGCUGCUCAACUCAAUGAGCCCAACAACCGCCACCCUGCUCAAUCUGGUGCCUCUGGCUCUGGUCUCUAUGUCCGCUGGAACCGUCCUGAGAACAACAACGACGACUACAAUGACAACUAUGACAACCGGAACGAAGACUACUACGGCAACGGUAAUAACCGCGAGAGCGAGCGUGAGCACGAGCAGGACCGUGAAGAGGACCGCCAGGACGCCGCUGCUAUCACUUCCGGUGUUCUCUCCAACCUGAAGGCCCGCCACUAUCCCGAAAAUGAUUACAAUGACUACAAUGGCAACUACAACAACGAAAACCACCGCGAGAGCGAGCGUGAGCGCGAAGAAGACCGCGAGGAUGCCUCUGAUGCCGCUGAUGCCGCCACCUCCGUUCUGACAGGCUUGAAGGCCCGUCACUUCCCUGGCCAAGAGUUCCACGACAGCGAGCGUCUGGAUCGUGCUGCUGCUGAGUCCCUGACCCACGCUCCUGUCUUCGGUAAGCGCUGGUGGCCCUUCGGUGGCUGGAACCGCAACCACAACGACAACUACGAUAACAACGACAACUACAAUGACUACGAGGACAACGACAAGUGCAAGAAGGGUGACUACAACGACCAGUCUGGCUGGGACUGCCACCACGAUUGGGAUGCCAACCGCUACGCUACUCCCACUCCCCGUGUCUUGGCUCGUGGCCAGCAGACCGAGAAGGCCCAGUCUCCCUACCCCCAGGUUACUGGUACCACCGCGCAGGUGAAUGGUAUCCAGCAGGGUGGUGAGCGCAACGGCGAACACCACGGCGAGGACAAGAACCAGGAGGACAAGAUCCUUAAGCCCACUGGUACCAUGGCUCAGUAA